GCUCCAGCAAGCGCGCUGUUUGGGAGACAAAUACGAGCCAGCCGAGGCAGCGUACGCCGACUCGCUCGCAAGCCCGAGGAACCAGUUUCGUGCAGGACGUCCGCGGUGUCGUCGCGCAUGUUUGCGUUCGGUCGACCUGUGUCUCGCCUGCCGCCAGCGGGCCGUAACCGCGUGCGGAUGUUUAUUCAUUCCGUACCAAAACUGUAAAAACCGACUCUCCGCUGUGCAGGUGUGUGUGCAUGUGCGAUUGUGUGGUAUCUCUUCACGAUAAAGCAUACAAUAAAAUAAAUAAAAACUUUGUUCGCAAAACGUGUUUAAUCCCCAAUUUUGAACAUAAAUAUGUGAUAUUGUUUUUAAAUAAUAAAAAUUAUUAGUAUGUGUUUCUAAAAGUUUGUUGGAGGACGUUUCUACCUGAAUUUGGGAUUAUUUUCUAAUUAAUACUCAAUGUGGAGGAGAAUGAAGUCAUAAAGAUGGACUGGUUUAAACGUCGAACGUAAAAUGUGAAAUCAUGACUAGGAGGCAUCGAGGAAACCCUUCAGUAUUUGCGCAAUCGCAUUCUCGAACUUGUGACAGUUUGCACGCGACAUAAAGGUUGGUCUUCGUAUACGAUGAGCUGAAAUAGGAUGCAUUCGAGCGCAGUCGCCUGUUGCCUCCUGGUGAUCGCGCUGUUGGCCCAGGCCGGCUCCAACGAGGCGCCCACACAUCAAAUCCAUCAUGCGGCUCUCACCUCUCCGGAUGAGUUCCGUUUCACCAGUCGCUCCUACAACGUCAGUAUACCGGAGAACAGCGUUGCGAAAACGUACGCGACGUCGGCGCCCGGCCACGGCCGUGUUGGCAUCCCCAUAGCACAUCCUAACGGCCUCACCGAGGUGCGCUUCAAAAUCGUGGCCGGUGAUAAGGAUAAGUUUUUCAAAGCCGAGGAUCGUCUAGUGGGGGAUUUUUGCUUUCUGUUUAUACGGACGCGAACCGGGAAUAAUGACGUGCUCAACCGCGAACGAAAAGAUAAGUACUUUCUGGAGGUGCGUGCUACCGCCACCCGGCGUGACAAUAAGCAGAAACUCGUGCUGGAGGCCACCACCACUGUCAUCGUCACCGUACUCGACACCAACGAUCUCAACCCCUUGUUCUAUCCAGUCGAGUACAACGCAACUGUGUUCGAGGAUACGCCUGUGCAUCAGAGCGUGCUACGAGUGCUGGCCGAAGAUGCUGAUCUGGGCCGGAACGGAGAGAUUUACUACAGUUUUGCGGAGGAGACGGAUCAGUUUGCUGUCCAUCCCAUGUCAGGAGUGAUAUCCCUCACGCGCCCACUGCGGUACAAUGAAGGCACAUAUCAUGAACUCACUGUUCUUGGACAGGAUAGAGGCGGAGUGUUUCGGGCGUUGGGCACCUCCACCAUGAGUAAAGCUAUGGUACGCAUUCGUGUUAAGAAGGUCAAUCUUUACUCACCCGAAAUACGGGUCAAGCAACAUCCACAAAUUGUGGAAAAUUCUAAUGCCGAUAUCUACGCCAUAGUCAAUGUGUCCGACCGCGAUAGUGGUAUCCACGGAGAAAUUAGAAGUCUAGAGAUAGUUGAUGGUGACCCCGAUGGCCACUUCCGCAUUAGACCCACGUCCCAACCGGGAGAAUUUAACAUCGAAGUGCUCAAACUUCUCGAUCGUGAACGUACGCCACAAGGGUAUAACCUUCAAUUGCGUGCGGUCGAUCGAGGUAUUCCGCCGAAAGAGAGUUAUAAGGCUGUGCAGGUGCGUCUGACGGAUCUCAACGACAAUGCGCCUGUUUUCAACAAGGAGAUCUACGAGGUGAAGGUACCGGAAGUGGCGCCGGUGAACACGCCAUUGAUAAGACUGAAAGUCACUGAUGCUGACGAAGGAAAGAACGCACAGGUCUUCCUCGAGAUUGUAGGCGGAAACGAGGGUGGCGAGUUUCACAUCAAUCCGGAAACGGGCAUGCUCUACACCGCUGUUGGACUCGAUGCUGAAGUGAAGGCAUUUUAUAGUUUAACGGUUUCAGCCAUAGAUCAAGGAAAUGCCGGAACUAGGAAACAGUCAUCGGCCAAGGUGAAAAUAUACGUGGAAGAUACCAACGAUAACGAUCCCAUUUUUGAUCGUGCCGAGAUGACUGUCUGGAUUGAUGAGAAUAUGCCAUCGGGGACGAGUGUCACCACGGUGCAUGCGAAAGAUAAAGAUCGCGGUGAGAAUGCAUACAUUUCUUAUCUGAUUGCAAAUCUCGGCAAGGUUCCAUUUGAGGUUGAUCAUUUCUCCGGGGUCGUAAAGACCACCGCACUCUUGGAUUACGAACGAAUGAGGAGGGAAUAUGUCCUGCGAGUGCGAGCAUCCGAUUGGGGAUUACCGUACCGGAGGCAGACCGAAAUGCAGCUUACUGUCAAGGUUAAAGACGUUAACGAUAAUAGGCCGCAAUUCGAACGGGUUGAUUGCAAGGGCCAUGUCCCUCGCUACAUUCCAAUCGGUAGUGAAAUUAUUACUCUCUCGGCAAUUGAUUUCGACGCGGGGAAUAUUAUCUCCUACCAAAUCGAGUCAGGUAAUGAAGAUGGUUGUUUCAGCAUCGACACCACCAGUGGGUCCAUUACGGUGAGCUGCGAUCUUAAUGAUGUUGGUGUCAAUGAACGCGAAUUGAAUGUCACCGCCCGCGACGGUUUGCAUUUUGCAGACCAGGUACGUGUUUCCUUUCAGCUGGUGAAAGGCAAACGUAAAGCUGUGCUCACCGACGAAGCAGGAUAUUUUGAUUGUAAAGAGACUGGUGUAACGCGUCGUCUUACGGAAGUGUUAGCGGCGGCAGAGAACAACAACCGUCCGCCGGCGCAGGAAGAGUUUGCAAUGAUGCCGACGCGUUACGGACAGAACGUGCACACACCGGAAUUCAUCGACUUCCCCGUCGAGAUUAAAGUAAACGAAUCGGUGGCGCUCGGCACGACGCUCAUCAAACUGCGCGCCCGUGACAGGGACCUGGGAUAUAAUGGCAAACUGAUUUACGGCAUUUCCGGCGGGGACGAGCACAGCGUGUUCUGCCUGGACAUGGACAGCGGGGAAUUGAAAGUGAUUGGCUAUCUGGAUCGAGAACGCGAAGUCGAAUAUCUGCUCAAUGUAAGCGUCUAUGAUUUGGGUAAACCACAAAAAUCCGCAUCCCGAAUACUGCCGAUUACCGUACUGGAUGUCAACGACAAUGCUCCGAAGUUUGAGAAGUCUCUUGCUAGUUUUCGUGUGACGGAAAACGCGAUGAAUGGCACGACAAUUUUCAGAGCGAAUGCGACUGAUGCGGAUGCCGGAGACAACGCUAGAGUUACGUAUUCGUUAGUGACGGACACAAAGGACUUUUCGGUGAACAAGUUUACCGGUGUGCUCAUGGUAUCCAAUCCGCUGGAUCGCGAACGUCAAGAGGUUUACGAGCUGCACAUACGCGCGACGGACGGCGGCGGAAAAGGACCGGACAACCCACCGCUCUUCUCGGAGGCUUUAGUUCGUAUUACAGUCGACGAUAUUAACGACAACGCGCCCAAGUUCAACCUGCCUACUUACACAGUAAAAAUCAGAGAGGAUAUACCUAAGGGCAGUGUUGUCGCGGUGGUUUCAGCCUCCGAUCCGGAUCUGGGUCCGGAGGGGGAGAUCGUGUAUUCGUUAGAGGAUAGUGACAGUGAUGGUACUUUUAAGAUUGACCGACUUUCGGGGACUAUUCGGACUACUAAGCCUUUGGACUUUGAGGAGCGGCAAGUGCACAGCUUGAUGGUGUUCGCGACCGAUUGUGGCAAUCCUGCUCUCUCGUCCGAGACCAGUGUGACGGUGAAUGUGGUGGACGUGAACGAGAACCUCUAUGCGCCGCAUUUCGCUGACUUUGUGUUAGCGGGCGCCGUGUCCGAAAAUUUACCUAUCGGGAGUGUGGUGAUGCAGGUGAACGCGACAGAUCCGGAUGGGAAGGGCGAGGACGGCCGCAUUGAGUAUUCUAUACGCGACGGCGACGGGAUUGGCAUAUUCAGCAUUGAUAAUACAGGCACAAUUCGAACGCUCUCGAUGCUCGACUACGAAACGAAAACGCAUUACUGGCUCACCGUUUACGCUCAGGAUCACGGUGUUGUACCUUUAUACAGCAGUGUUGAGGUGUACAUCGACGUGAUCAACGAGAAUGAUAAUGUGCCACUGAGCGAGAAGGCGGUCUACUAUGCGAGCGUGCUUGAGGAUAGUCCUGAGGGAACGCCGGUGGCGCAAAUCAGCGCUACCGACCGGGACGCCGAUCCCAAGCAGCGCAUCACCUACACGAUCAUUGGUGGGAAUCCGGAAGGAUUCUUCACUAUUAACACCAACAACGGAAAUAUCACAACGACUGUACGACGGCUCGACAGAGAGACGCAGGAUGAACACAUCCUGGAGGUGCAUAUUUCGGAUAAUGGCACGCCUGCAUUACAUUCGACUACUCGAGUGGUAGUGACUGUGGUAGACGUGAACGACAAUGCGCCCGAAUUCCAAGAGACUUUCUACAAGAUGCAAGUGCCAGCGCUUGCGGGAAUACAAAACGACCAAAACUUCCAACCCAUUGAUAUUGACGAAAACGAUGAGGAAGGUUCAUCAUUUCAGAAUGACACGCCCAGUUUUGAUGACUUCGACGGAGCGGAUGCAAACGAAGAAGAUUGGGAGCGUUUCACUGCAUCUGAUGUGGAAGGACUUGAUCCUGUCGUACAAGUUCUAGCAUUCGACAAGGAUAUCGGACGGAAUGCCGAAAUUCAAUACAGCAUCAAAUCUGGCAGGGGCAAAACCAAAUUUAAGAUUCAUAAUUCGACUGGAAUGGUCUAUGCACAUCCGGGUUUCCAUCAAGGAGAAGAAUAUGAGUUACACGUACGCGCUACAGAUGGUGGCGGCAAGUCCGCCACGUGUCGCAUUGCUAUCAGUACAAUAACAAUUCCUCAAAAAUCCAAGCAUCACGUGCCUGUUAUAAACGCACAGACGCAGAUGAUACAGGUAACUGAAAGCGAUGAAGUUGGCUUCCAUGUUGGAUUGGUGCAAGCGACGGAUGGGGACAAUGACACUCUUUGGUACGACAUUGUUGGCGGAGAUCCACGCAAUGAAUUCUACAUUGGUCGCGAUAAUGGUAAUCUAUUGUUGGCGAAGCAGCUCGAUUACGAAAUGCAACGUGAAUAUAUUUUAAACGUGAGCGUUAGUGAUGCGGUGCAUACCACCUACGGCACCAUCAAGAUUAACGUGCUGGAUAUCAACGACAAUAUGCCCGAGUUUAGCAGUUCUCUGUACAAAGUGGAAAUUUCUGAGGCAGUCGCCGUGGGCACAGAAAUCUUGAAACUAAAAGCCACUGAUAAAGACAAGGGCGGCAAGCUUAUUUAUACUAUGCAUGCGGCGAGAAAUAACGUCUCAUUAUAUGUAUUUUCUGUUGACUCAAUCACGGGUGCCAUAACGCUCGCGGAUAGUUUAGACCGCGAAACACUCGCGGAUCAUUUACUCACCGUGAUGGUCCGCGAUGGCGGCACUCCAGCGAAGCGUAACUAUGCCCGCGUGCAGAUUAUCGUCCACGAUCAGAACGAUCACAUUCCGCAGUUCUCGGAGCAAAUUCUGGUCGGAAAAGUAUACGAAUCGGCGGCGGUUGGGAGUGCUGUACUCCGUGCCUUUACGGUGGACCACGACAAGGGUGAGAACGCACGCGUUACGUACUCAAUCACCACUGGGAAUGUUGGUAACGUCUUCAGCAUCGACCCGGACAUGGGCAUCAUACGCGUAGCACGCGAGUUGGAUCUGGCCACUGCCACAGAGUAUACGUUGUACAUUAAAGCAACAGACCACGGCCAACCACCGCUUUCAGCUACCGUCCCAGCUCACAUUAUGCUCACGAUGGCUGAUAACGCACCGCCUAGAUUCGUCGAGAAGGAAGUCGCCGCUGAGAUUUAUGAGAACAAGCCACUCGGCAGCUACGUUGCGCACUUAAACGUGCGUAGCACUUCUUCUCUGCAGUACGAUAUUUUAGAGGGAAACACCGAUGAUGCUUUUCUUAUCAGUCCGAGUACGGGCGUUAUUAUUACGCAGAAAUUGUUAGACUACGAGACCACCAAGUUUUAUAAUCUUACUGUGAUAGCUGUCAAUAUGGCAAGCGCAUCUGCCAAAUGCAAUGUGAUCGUUCAUAUUCUUGAUAAGAACGAUAACGCCCCACAGUUCCUACAAGCGGUGUACACGGGCACCAUACCUGAAUCAGCCUCGAUUGGUUCGCUAAUUUUGACCAACACUAGUGAUCCAUUGGUUAUCAAAGCAUUGGACGCUGAUUCCGAAGUGAACGCGUUGUUGCACUACGACAUUGUUGAAAUCUUACCGCGUCAGUACUUCCAUAUCGACGCCAACACAGGCGCUAUACGCACAACGCGUCUUCUAGAUUACGAAGCUUUCCAGAAGUUUACCUUCCAUGUCCAGGUCUCGGACAAGGGCAAACCACGUUUGUCUUCUGAAACUACCGCUCGUGUGGACAUUGCCAUCACUGACAUCAAUGAUUGCCCACCGAAAUUUACAAACUCCUACUACAAUGUCACACUGCUUCUACCUACAUAUAAAAACGUAGCUGUUGUUCAACUGAAUGCCACUGAUCCUGAUAGUCCCUCAAAUACCAAACUACGCUACGACAUUUUAGACGGUAACAAAGCUGGCAUCUUUGGUAUUGAUGCUAAGAGUGGACUAAUUACCGUGUUAGAUCCCGAUAACAUGAAGUCAACACACAAGCUGCAAGUACGUGUUUCCGAUGGCAAGUUUUCAAGCGUCACCAAGAUCUACAUCCGAGUUGAGCAAUCUGAGAAUUCAGGCUUAAUAUUCCAAAAGGCUAGUUAUGAAGGGUCUAUUAUGGAGAAUGUCACUAAACCGGCAACAGUAUGUGUGGUGAAUGUUCUCGGCAGUGCAUUAAAUGAACACCUCGAAUUUCGCAUCCUGAAUCCGACGAAUUUGUUCAAAAUCGGUUUGACAUCCGGAGUGAUACACACCACCGGGGUGCCGUUUGAUCGCGAGACAAAGGAACAUUAUGAGCUUAUUGUAGAAGCGCGCAGUGCGUCACCAGACCGUGAACGGCCACGGGUGGCUCAUGUUAUCGUCAACGUCACGGUAAUGGACCAAAACGACAAUUGCCCAAUGUUCGUCAAUCUACCUUAUUAUGCCGUUGUGUCAGUCGAUGACAAACGCGGCAGCAUUAUCGCCAAAGUGCACGCCAUCGAUAUGGAUAGCUUUGAUAAUGGCGAAGUGCGUUAUGAGCUUAUCAAAGGACACGGUGAACUUUUCAAAGUGCAGCGAGAAAGUGGCGACAUUGAAAUUAAGCAAAGCUUAGAGGGCCACAAUAGGGAAUAUGAAUUACUUAUUGCAGCUUAUGAUAAAGGAAUGACCCCAUGCCGUACGGAUGUGACGGUUCAUGUGAAGGUCAUCGAUCGGUCGAUGCCUGUCUUCAAGAAGCAAUUCUAUUCCGAGUCGAUACCGGAAAACUUCGAGUUGCAUUCGCCGCUAGCGUUAGCCGUGCAGGCCGAAUCUCCGCUGGGUCGUAAAUUAAUUUACAGCAUCGUCAAGGGAAACGAACUGGAGGAGUUUGCGCUGGACUUCAAUACAGCUCCAGACAGUAACAAUGGUCCUUGUGUAAUUUCCGUUGUCGAUGAACUCGACUAUGAAGAGCAACAGCAGUACGAAUUAAUUGUACGAGCGACUGAUUCGGUCUCGGGCGUUUAUGCCGAAGUUCCUGUCUCGGUGGUUCUGGAAGAUGUAAAUGACUGUCCGCCCGAAUUCACACAGGAGAGUUACAACGUUUCGAUCUCUGAGGCGGCACCCUUUGGUACACCAAUUUUAACAGUUGUCGCGAACGACAACGACACCGGAAUUAAUCAGAAAAUCACCUAUUCUAUCAAGAAGGACUUGCAAAAUAGUACCGAUAUAUUUCACAUUGAUCCAACCGAAGGAACGGUCUUUUUGAAGCAGAGUUUAGACCAUGAGACAGCUCACAGUCAUCAUUUUGUUGUCGUGGCGACGGAUCAUGGAGUCCCAAGCUUGUCUAGCACCUCACACGUGUGGCUUCAAGUUGUGGAUAUGAAUGAUAAUGCGCCCAAGUUUGAGCAGCCUUCAUAUUUCUGUGGAAUAUCCGUAUAUGCAAAACGCGAUCAAUUUGUUACCAUCGUAACAGCGAGUGAUCCAGAUGCCGAGGAUCAAAACCGUCUGCGUUAUACGAUUGUCGCUGGCAACGAACAACAAACAUUCAGCAUGGAGCCAGACACCGGAAUUAUCUCAUUGACCAACUUGGCCAAUUUCGGCGAGCAGAAACAUAUGAUUCUCAACGUGUCUGUCUCGGACGGUGUGUAUACAAAUUUCGCUCGAGUCAAAGUUGAACUGCUUCCGGCAAACUUGCACUCCCCGGUCUUCCCGGAUGUACUGAUGGACGUGCAGGUGCUAGAGAACAAACCCACCAACUCGUUUGUUGUGGAAGUUAAAGCCCUGGACGGUGACUUUGGGGACUUUGGCGCCAUCACCUACUCUAUUCACUCGGACCUCCUGGGUGAAACCUUUGCCAUCGAUAAGACGAGCGGCCGCAUUACGACUAAAGCUCGCCUGGAUCGAGAAAAGCAGCGCACAUACGAGAUUCCUGUGAUGGCGACGGACGGUGGCGGACGCAGCGGCUUCCUCACCGUGCGUGUCAGUGUCAUGGAUGAAAACGACAACGCGCCCAAAUUCCAUCUGCGCGAAUAUAAGGCCAGCGUGCCGUCCAACUACAACAUAGGCACGUCGUUUGUGCACGUGCGCGCCGCCGAUCCGGACGAGGGAUUAGCCGCCAGAUUACUCUACUCGAUUUAUGAAGAUAAAUCGUCCGGCGUCACCGACAUUUUCGCGAUCGAUCCCAAAGAGGGCGGCAUCUCGCUGGCUCGCAACGCCGCCAAAUACGAGGGACAAGUUUUCCAAUUUUUCGUUCGAGCAACGGAUAGGGGCGAACCAAAGCGACAUGCCGACGUGCCUGUGAACAUACUCAUUAUGGGACCAAAGGAUCGCCCGCCGAUUUUCGAACGCAAGGAUGACAAGUUCUUCUACUCCGAGAAUUCCGUUACCGGCACGGUGAUUGCUCGCCUCAAGAUGGUUUCCAAUGUUUCGGUCACGUAUAAAAUCAUCUCGGGGUCCGAGGACGAGCCACAAUUUGUCGUCAACGCACAAGGGCAGGUAGCAUUGGCCCGGCCGCUCGAUUUUGAAGCACAAGUUUCGCAUCUGAUUGGAAUACUUGCCGAAACUGAAUCAAGUCCACCGUUAACCGCGUUGUGUGAAAUUUCCGUCCAAGUUUUAGACGAGAACGACCAUUCACCGCAAUUUGAGAGCAAUCCCUACAUAUUGAAUUUAGCCGAAAACGUUGUGGAAGGCACUUCAAUAUUGAAAGUUAUUGCUCAUGAUAAAGAUCAGGGAAGCAACGGUGAGGUGCGCUAUAGUUUCGGCAGCGAUUCUGGCGAGGCAAUGAAUGUCUUUGCCAUUGACGCCUUCACUGGUUGGAUCACGACACUUGUCUCUCUUGAUAAGGAGGCCAAGGCCGAGUACAAGUUUCACGUGAGCGCAACAGACAAUGGCAGUCCUAAAUAUUCCGCGCACACAUCAGUUUUCGUUCGACUCAAGGAUUACAAUGACAGCCCCCCGCAAUUCAAGAAGAAGUUCUAUCAAACUGCAGUGCCUGAAGACGCCCUGCCUGGCACGGUUGUUUCCCUGCUUGAGAUCACCGAUGCUGAUAUUGAUCUGAAUACACCCGUGGAGUUCUAUAUUACUGCCGGCGACCCGGGCUCCCAGUUCCAAAUUCGACAAACAGGCGAGUUGUACGUGGUCAAGGAUCUGGAUCGCGAGACGGUGCCGGAUUACGAUCUGAAUAUCCUUGUCACGGACGGACUCUUUGCCGAUAAUACGCACGUGUCGAUUAAGGUACUGGACGCAAACGACAAUCCACCGUAUUGUUUGAAGUACCGAUACAAACAGAUUCUCAGCGAGGGCAUUCUUCCCGGCUCUCUGGUGCUGAACGUGCUCGCCAACGAUAUUGAUGAACAAGAGCAUUCGCGCCUUCGCUAUAUCCUUACCGGCGACAGCUCCGAUCACUUCUCACUUGACAAAGACACCGGCUAUCUUAAAACUAUCACCCAUCUGGACAGAGAGAAAGUGAGUAAGUACUUGUUAACUGCGCAUGUGCAAGAUAGAGAACACCCGGAAUGGGAGUGUUCCUCGCAAAUUGAACUACUCGUCUCCGAUCUAAAUGACAAUCCGCCAAGGUUCACUUUGCCGAAUUAUUCGGUUAGCCUGGCAGAAGACGUGGAAGUGGGUACACUGGUAACUAAAGUGCAUGCUACCGAUGCGGAUAUUGGUAUAAAUCGAAAACUAAAAUAUGCGUUCAUUGAUUCCUACAACAACCACUUUAAAAUUUCAUCUGAUAGUGGCAUCAUUACUUUGGCCAAGCCAUUGGACAGAGAAUUAAAGGCACUGUACAAUCUCACCGUACAAGCGACCGACCAGGGUACACCACAGCAAGCCAGCAUUGCUUCUUUAAUCAUAAACGUUCAGGAUAUUAAUGAUAAUCCGCCUGAAUUUGCUUCGAAAUAUUACUACGCGGUGGUGCCGGAAAUUGACGCUGUUGGCACGGAAGUAGUGCGAGUUCUUGCCACAUCGAAGGACACUGGCGUGAAUGCUGAUAUCUAUUAUUCUAUUAUCGGCGGUAAUGAACAUAAAAAGUUUGCUAUUGACAGACAAUCGGGAGUAAUGACAAUUGCGGAAAUGUUGGAUUUCGAGCGCGCACGUGAUUAUUUCCUCACAAUUCAAGCCGUCGAUGGAGGUAUUCCUCCUUUAAGCAAUGUUGCAACGGUUAAUAUCACGGUAGUUGAUUGCAAUGACAACGCGCCUAUUUUUGCCCAAAGCGGAUAUACUGCAAGAAUACGUGAAGACGCCCAGAUCAAUGAUAAGAUCCUGCAAGUGUCUGCAACUGAUCUGGAUAGCAACGACAAUGGCCGCGUUGAAUAUUCCAUCUUGAAAGGUGACAACCACGAACAGUUUGUAAUCGACCCCGAAAGCGGGUACAUUUCAGUGGCGAACCGUUUAGAUCGUGAGGCAAUUUCUAUUUAUGUCCUUGAAGUCAUCGCUAAGGACAAUGGCAUUCCUGUUCUGUCUCGACAGGUUAAUGUGAACAUCGAGAUAUCUGACGCGAACGACAAUCCGCCGACAUUCUCCCAAACUAAUUACUCAUGCGUGAUACAAGAAGACAAACCUAUCGGUUAUCCGAUUAUCAAAUUCCUCAUCACCGAUAACGACACCGAUCCGAAUACCAAACCGUACACGUAUGAUUUCCUGACGGGUAACGAAGGAAAUAUUUUCCGCUUGGAGCAGGAUGGAAUUCUACGCACAGCCACCAAAUUUAAUCACAAAAUUAGAGACACCUACUUGUUGCAAAUUCGUGUGUUUGAUAACGGAUCGCCUCCACUGUACUCGGACGCGUGGGUUGUCGUUAAAGUCAUCGAAGAAUCGCAGUAUCCUCCAAUAAUCACACCGCUUGAAAUAAACAUCAAUUCUUAUUUGGACGAGUACCCAGGUGGCGUUAUCGGAAACGUGCAUGCAAACGAUCAGGACAAAUACGACAUUCUGACGUAUUCGCUCUCGCCGACAAUGGGCAUAAAUUAUCCUACACAGGAAUACUUUAAAAUUGAUCGCACGAACGGCACACUCACGGCGUUGCCGCGCCUCGAUGUUGGAGAUUAUCGCCUUAAUGUGUCUGUCACGGACGGCAAAUAUUACGCGCAUACGAUCGUCAAAAUAAAUGUGGAAAUCGUCACAGAAGAAAUGCUUGCCAACGCGGUCGCCAUACGCUUCCGUGAGUUAAGCCCCGAAGCUUUUGUUCUUAGUCAUCGCAAAGGGUUUGUCCGCGCCGUACGCAACGCAAUGAAUUCAAAGCUUAAGGACGUCGUUAUUGUCAGCGUCCAGCCUGCCAACGAUCACCUCAUGGAUCUACGCGCCAAACGGCAUAUAGUAGUCGAAAAAGAUCUCGAUGUGUUACUAACAGUGAGAAAACCCGAGCAUGGUUUUUAUCCAGCUGACGAACUGCGUAAAGCUAUGAAUGACCAUCUCGGGGAACUGGAAGACUCGACAAAAUUAGUUGUGGAGGAAAUUGUGCGCUUGAAAUGCACGAACAACUAUUGCAUUAACGGCGAGUGUCAAGAUCGAUAUGUGUUGGACACAUCGAAAAUAAAACCAAUUUCAACAGAAAUUACCAGCUUUGUAUCGGCCCAACAUGAACAACGAUUAGAAUGCAUCUGUAAUCUUGGAUACGGUGGGGAUCGAUGCGAUACAAUCGUCAACAAGUGUGCUCGAGACCCUUGCCCAACGUUUAAAAUUUGCGUCCCCGAUGCCUCCAAUCAGGAAUACUCCUGCUUGUGCCCGCCUGGAUAUGCUGGAGCUACUUGCGAAGUUGAUAUUUCGAAUUGCCAUGAUGAAACGUGCUAUAUUGCGAGAAAUCCGAUCAGCUUUAGUGGAAAGAGUUACUCGCAAUAUAGAAUUAUCAACAAAAAGUCUAUUGAAGAUCAGCUUAGCUUAAGUUUGCGAAUAAGAACUCUGCAACCGACUGGCAAUCUAAUGUAUGCAUCCGGUAAAGUGGACUAUAACAUUCUGGAACUUGUGAAUGGCGCUGUGCAGUAUCGUUUUGAAUUGGGAAGCGGUGAAGGCGUAGUACGGGUGAGCGCAUCUAACAUUUACGUAUCAGAUGGAAAAUGGCAUGAAAUUAGAUUGGAACGCGAGAAAAACAGCGCGAGACUAACGGUCGAUGGCAUACAUACAGCGCAAGGCUCCGCACCGGGUGUGAGCGACAUCUUGAAUCUGCAGGGCGACCAAAUUUAUUUGGGCGCUGAAGUUCAUCAACAUCCUUCUAUUCUUGGGUUCGAAGAUGUGCAGCGAGGAUUUUCGGGCUGUAUGGAUGACGUGCGCAUUUCACGAGUUUCAGUGCCUCUGCAUAAGAGCGGCGAUAGUAGCGUGGCAGUUUUGAAACGGUUUGCUAAUGUCGAGUUUAGUUGUGAUGCUUCGGCGGUCAUAAAACCACUAGGGGCGUGUGGAUCACAACCAUGCAUGAACGGUGGCACUUGUAAAGAAUCGCUGACACCAAUUGGAGGGUACGAGUGUUUGUGCCAUGACCGUUAUAAGGGUACGCUCUGUGAAAUGGAUUCGAAUCCAUGCGCUUCAAUUCCGUGUCUCUAUGGUGGCAAAUGCAUACCAAAGUUAGGUGAUUAUUCCUGCGAUUGCCUCUUCUCUAUGUCCGGUAAGCGAUGCGAGUACGGCCGUUAUUGCAAUCCAAAUCCUUGUAAAAACGGCGGCGUUUGUGAAGAGGGUGAUGAUGGACCACUCUGUAAGUGCCGUUCCUUCACCGGCGAACAUUGCGAGUUUGACCUGGAUGAAUGUCAAUCAGCUCCUUGCUUGAAUGGCGGGCAAUGUAUUAAUGAAGUUGGGUCGUUCCGAUGCAUUUGCCCACAAAACACCACUGGUACACAAUGCGGCAAUCCUCUACCCUCGACAACCCUAAUAAUAUCCCCUAAUUUUAACAUCACCAUGGACCAGUUCUACAUAUUUGUCGGAUGUUUUAUUCUUUUGCUGUUGCUUACUACAAUUUGCAUCUGCUGUAUGGUUUGCCGCUGUAAGCGAAAUCGCCGCCAUCGUGGAGCGAAUGAACCCACAAAGAACGUCGUGUUGAAUUCCAAUCGACAUGAUCAUGGUGACGUCAAGCGCAGCUCCAAAAUGAGCAAUCUUGAUGUGAACCAUCAUCACCGGGAACCACCAGCGGGUAUGCGACCACUAUCAUUCACACCCAGCUCAAACGACCCUUACACGACAAAUUGCACUCCAGUUUACAACAAUCUCGACACCUUGAGGAGCUAUGGUAGUGCCGGCGACGAGCUAGAGAACUUCCCCCCGGACUAUGUCAAGAAUUUAAACCGAGCCCAACCAGUAGGCGGUGUGAGCAAUCACUGUGAACCGGAGAAAACUACCUGGGCCACACAGAUGCAACUUAGUCAUACGAAUCUCAGUGACAAAUCCAAAAUUAAGAACGAUCUCAAAAUGGACAACCACAAGGAGGCGCCCAGCCGCAUGUACGGUGGUCGUUCCGCCAAUCCUGCCGGCCAUUAUCAUCAACAUCACGCAUCGUCGCGGCGACGAGGUCAGGGCGGCGAGCCGCCGGAGGACGUCGCCAGACACACGGGCACUUACGCGUGGGACUGUUCAGAUUGGGCCAGCCAGCCUCUGCAGAAAAUCACCGAGGUGAACGGCAGCGAGGUGCACGACUCUUCCAGCUUCCACAGCAAUGAAAGCAACGAGUCACGCUGCCAUUCGGCGCAAAUGAGGCUUGGUGCGCUCUCCGAGGACGUCGAGUCCAGCAUGAACGCGCUGGACAGCGGCAACGAAUUUUUACGUAUCACCACAGUGCCUUUUAUAGUGAAGCCAAAUUAUACGCGUCAUCCGAACUCCUACCUGCCAGAUCAUUCAUUCAAUAUACCCAGCGAAGUCGACUGUUUACCCAGCCCUGAUGGUGAAUCCGAAGAGAUCGAGUCGUAUGGUUUUCCCAGCAAUCGUAAUCGCAGCAACGAUGAUGACGUUGGAUCAAUAAUUACAACUUUAGAAGAACAGCGUUCAUUGUUGAACGGAUGUGGGGGAAGCAACGACGAUCUUUCAAAUCUCUGCGAAAUCGAAGAUUCUGAAUGCGAAGGCGAAAUGAAACCGCUGAACUAUAAGUGCGUGCAGCAAACUUCAGUCUAAGGUCGGCAGCUUGGACAUACUUAUCACAGCCAGCAUAUCAUUCUCAAUUGAACCAAAAGUGUAUAAUGGGCGGGACACUCACAUACACACAUACACACACCCUAAACACACGUUAGUAAUAACACUAAGGACUAUUAAUGUAAGGUUUGUAGAAUUUGUAUAUAUACAUAUGAUAUCUAUGAAAAUUCGGACUACAAGGGUCGUGUUGACGACUGUUCAUUUCAUCACCAACAGUUUAAGCAUUGAUUUUCUUUCAAAUGAAAUGUUUCUACAAGAGCAUGCACGCAUUCGUGGUCCGAGGAGCCAUUUAAAACCGAAAUCGCAAAACUCGAAUGUGCCUAUACAUAAAAUGAUAUUAAUAUUAUUGUUAAGAAUGAUAUAUGAAUAUUUUAAGUGCGGGGGCGGAUAAUGCGCAGCAGUUCAAUCCAUUGAGUUCAACCGACUUGAAUUUUAUAUGCCUAGUUUCGAUCAUUCAUAUACUGAUUUAAGUGUGAAUUGUGAUUAUUUAAGUUAUUCCGUGACAUUGAUUUUGAUGUUAUUAACUGUAGUUUAGUUUAGUAUUUUUUAAUUAAUAUCAUGUAAAUUGAUGCCAUCACUUGAUUAAAUUUUCUAUGCGUCUAAAACAAUAAUAAUAA
Molecule: messenger RNA, 15391 nt
Organism: Dalotia coriaria
Lineage: Eukaryota; Metazoa; Arthropoda; Insecta; Coleoptera; Staphylinidae
Gene: kug
Product: FAT atypical cadherin kugelei
Exons: 21
Coding region: 624-14756 (4710 amino acids)
Biological process (GO): homophilic cell-cell adhesion
Cellular component (GO): plasma membrane; cell-cell junction
Molecular function (GO): calcium ion binding
Source: RefSeq, a predicted model, not a curated record